Molecule: messenger RNA, 895 nt
Organism: Prorocentrum cordatum
Lineage: Eukaryota; Dinophyceae; Prorocentrales; Prorocentraceae
Source: the annotation of a GenBank genome assembly
CGCGAUGCGGGACGCCUCCCCCGCGGGCCACAGGAGGGACCCGCCCGAGGCGGCGGCUCCGAGGGGCGGUCCGUCGCUGGCGGCCGCGCACGAGCGCCAGAGCCACGGCGCGCUUCAGCAGCUCCAGCGCGAGCUCGAGGACGCGGAGAGGCGCGGGCGGCGGCUAGAGCAGCAGCUGAGGCAGCAGCGCACGGUGGCGCGCGAGGUGGAGCGACAGGUGGAGGAGGCGGGGCUUCGAGCUGGCGGCGUCAGGCACCAGGUGGAAGCGAUAGGCAAGGACCUCAGCCGCUUGAACGCCGCGUUCAUGACGCGGGAGCAGCAGGUGCUCGACUUUGACGGCUCCCUGCCCGCCCCCGAGGGCGACCCAAGGCACCUCUGGCAGGCGCUCCGCCACCUGGAGCUGCGCAUCGACCAGGAGUGCGAGCGGUGGCGGGCCGCCGAGCAGGAGAUCCUCGGCUCGCUCGGACACCAGGUGCAGCGGUUGCGGUCGGAGAGCAGCAGGCACAUGGCCGACCUGGAGGACCGCUUGAGGGAGGAGAGCCGCCGCAGCAGGCAGGCCCACUCCAGCCUGCAGCUGCGCGGCACGGAGCAGGAGCGGCAGGUUGAGGCCGUAGGCGAGCGCCUAGACCUGCUGGAGCAGCUCGUGCCCGGCAGCGCCUCGAGGCCGCGCUCCCCGCAGCGGCUGCCUUGGUCUGCGGAGCCCGAGCCGCCGGCGCAGCUCUUCGCGGGGCGGCUUGGGAUGCUCGAGGCACAGCACGCUGCUGGUGCCGCCGACCCCGGUGGCGGCGUUGGGAUCUGGCAGCUACACCGGCAGCACCAGCCGGGCUGCGCUGCCCUUUUCGACCUGUCCGCGGCCGCGGUUGCGCCGUUCGAUGCGCACAAGACGGGCAGGGGG